AUGAGACUUCGCCGGGUGCACAUUAACCGGAAGACCGAUCUUUCCAAAUGGAUUUUUAGCGGCAAAAAACGGGUUUCAUUGGAUGGGCCGGAUAAUUUGAGAAGCCACGGCACCUGUAGUGCAUGCCCGAGACGGAUCAAACGCCAGAUGUAUGGCGGAUAUGUGAUGGUCCUAAGGGCAUCCGUUGUAAUGGCAAACUCAAGAUUUAGGUGAAGAAACCCAUUACAAAACACGUUAAAUUUAAAAAUUUUACAUUGCUCGAAGUAAAUGCAAGCCUCAUGAUUACAUUAAAGAUGGGACGCCGAGGGGGUCAAAAUUUUUCCUACGAUUUUUGAGGUGAUUUUUGAAAAUUGGGCCUGGAUUGCCACUAUAUUUUUUGUGUUGCUAAUUGUAAGCUAUUUUUUUAGUUGCCAGUAAGCUAUCAAGUUCGCAUUAAAAAUUAAAAUUAUGAUUUUUCUACCGUGAUUUACUUACGGUAAUAUUCCACAAAGGUCGGGUUUUACUCGACUUUGGAUCAUGAUUGAUCUUUUUGGGGGAUAACCAAUCCUGGGUCACAAUUUCCGAGGCUCUUAACAUUACAUCUUUCAGCUGUCAUCUAUGCCCCGCUGUGUAUCCGCUGGAGUUACACUGCUACAACCAUCUCUAUUGGGUCCACGGAGCAGUGGAAUUUAUGAUGUAUGCCACAGAGCAGGCCCGUCGUGCAUUCAGACAGCAGAACCGGCGUCAAUAA
Messenger RNA from Bursaphelenchus xylophilus (pine wood nematode), 730 nucleotides. Lineage: Eukaryota; Metazoa; Nematoda; Chromadorea; Rhabditida; Aphelenchoididae. The record is from the annotation of a GenBank genome assembly.